Molecule: messenger RNA, 519 nt
Organism: Leishmania mexicana MHOM/GT/2001/U1103
Lineage: Eukaryota; Euglenozoa; Kinetoplastea; Trypanosomatida; Trypanosomatidae
Exons: 1
Coding region: 1-519 (172 amino acids)
Biological process (GO): protein targeting to membrane
Cellular component (GO): nascent polypeptide-associated complex; cytoplasm
Source: RefSeq, a predicted model, not a curated record
AUGUCCGCUGAGGAGGCCCAGAACGCCGCGGCGAUGGCCGAGGAGGAGAUCCCGACGCUUGAGGCGGCUGAGGUGCCACAGAACGCGAAGCAGUCGAAGCGCUACGCCAAGGCCAUGGCCAAGAUGGGCCUCAAGCCGGAGCCCAACAUCAUGAAGGUCACUAUUCGCAAGACGGGCUCCCUGUCCUUCGCCAUGGUGCAGCCGGAGGUGUACCGCUUCCCUGGCACCAACACCUUCGUCAUCUUCGGCGAGGCACAGCUGGAGGACACGAGCGCGCUGGCGCAGGAGGCUGCUGCCCGCGCUGCCGUGUCUGGUGCCGCGUCGGUCUCCUCCGACGCCGCUGCAUCUGCGCCGGCGGCAGAGGAUGACGACGACGAAGACGUCGGCGCCGGCGACCUGGAUGAGAAGGAAAUCAACGUGGUGAUGAGCCAGGCGAACGUGUCUCGCAGCAAGGCCAUCAAGGCGCUCAAGAACAACAACGGCGACAUCGUCAACACCAUCAUGGAGCUGACCAUGUAG